This is a messenger RNA of Amborella trichopoda, 1336 nucleotides long. RefSeq names its product Protein phosphatase 2C family protein (gene PBCP). NCBI's taxonomy places the organism in Eukaryota, Viridiplantae, Streptophyta, Magnoliopsida, Amborellales, Amborellaceae. The record is from RefSeq and is a predicted model, not a curated record. Gene Ontology annotation, molecular function: protein serine/threonine phosphatase activity. Gene Ontology annotation, cellular component: chloroplast. Gene Ontology annotation, biological process: protein dephosphorylation.
UCCGAGCUCAACAAGUUAAAAUCCUCGGCUUUCCACGUAAUGAUUAACAUGGUGUGAGAGAGAUUUAAGGCCUCAUGGCUGUAGCGCCUAUGGCCAAUCCAGCAAUGCCAUUUCACCCUUUCUCGCCUUCUUUCCCUUCAAAUUCCUCACGUUUGCGGUGGCUUAAUAUGACUAAGCCUUCAUUUCCUGUGUUUUCAUGCUCUUCUGCUGCCUUUGAUGAAGCCCCACCUGCUCUGCUUAGGACUGAAGUGUCCCUUUCUGUUGGAACUCACCUUAUCCCACAUCCAGCAAAGGUCGAUAAAGGUGGUGAAGAUGCUUUCUUUGUGAGCAAUCACAAUGGUGGGGUUAUUGCCGUUGCCGAUGGUGUUUCUGGGUGGGCAGAGCGAAACAUAAAUCCUGCUGUUUUUUCACAAGAACUGAUGGCUAAUGCUUCUUGUUUAGUAGGUGAUGUUGAGGGUGAUCCUUGCCUCCUACUCGGAAAAGCACAUGCAGCUACAUCCUCUAUAGGUUCCGCGACUGUAAUUAUUGCUAUGUUGGAGAAAAAUGGAAUUCUUAAGAUUGCAAAUGUUGGGGAUUGUGGUCUAAGAGUUUUACGUAAAGGUGAAAUUGUACUUUCCAGUUCUCCACAAGAACAUUACUUCGAUUGCCCAUUCCAAUUAAGCUCUGAGAGUGGUGGCCAAACCUAUGAAGAUGCUGCGGUGAACAUUUUGGAAGUAAUGGAGGGAGAUACAAUUAUAAUGGGUUCAGAUGGAUUAUUUGACAAUGUUUUUGACCAGGAAAUCAUCUCUACAGUCUCUGAAUUUGAUGGUGCAUCUGAAAUUGCAAAGGCUCUAGCCAACUUAGCAUGCAAGCAUUCAGGAGACAAGGACUUUGAGUCCCCCUAUUCCUUGGAGGCUAGAAGUCAGGGGUAUGAUGUCCCACUGUGGAAGAAAAUUCUCGGCAUGAAACUAACAGGGGGCAAGCCAGAUGAUAUCACUGUGAUUGUGGCCCGAGUGGUUAGAGAAGGCUGAGUCUUGUGCAGAGAAGGGGUUUCCUUUCAUGAAAGUUUGUGGCCUUCUUGCUACUAUAAUGGGUAUGGAUACCUUGACCAUCUAUAUGACUUCUAUGCAUGUUCUUUGAAGUUGAGAGAGAGAGAGAGAGAGAUGCUGGCAGUGGCUGAUGACUUCUGCAAAUGUGAUGAACAACAUUCAUCGUAACCGGCAUCCAUCAGGCCACUCUAUGAUGUAGCUUUGGAACCCAUAUUUCUGUUCUCCUAUAACUUAUCAAAUUCAUUGCAUUAUUUUCUUUCUAUUGCAAUAUUUAACAUGAAAAUUUAUGAAUAUGGCGAUUACCAAUU